GGUUGUUUGUUUUUUCUACUUAGUCUUUAAUAUACACUUAGACAUCUCAGGCUCUGAAGAUGACUUUUGCUUCCCUAGUUACAGUUAGUUACUUCCACAUCUAUUCCUUUAGAUCUCUGCUACUAACUUGGGUCACAUAAAUACUUGUUUCUUGCCUGUCUUCCUUAGACCUCAAACUCCUUGAGGGCAGGGCCUCUGUUACACAUUUAGUUUCUUGGAUAACACCUAGAAAUGCAUUUAGUUGUGAGCAACCAAACUAAGAGAGCUUUAAUCACAUACGGAUAUAUUCUUCUCACAUAAAAGAAACCAGAGGUUGCUGGUAUUUGUUCAGCCCCUCAGCAGUACCAUCUGGGACCAGAUUCUUGGUCUUUGCUCUCUGCCAUCCCAAGUGUGGCUCUCAUAUUCAGGCUUAUUAUAAAAUGGAUGACAUUUUCUAGAGAAUGUUAACAUGUUGAUAAUAUUUUUAAGAUAAAUUUUAGAUAAAAGUCCUCCUUUGAAGUCAGAAAGAAUGCAGAACUAGUUCCACCUGCAUCAGGCCUUUUUAUCAGGAAGAGGGAAGGCUGUAGUACCUGAAACCACCCUGACAGACAGGUCUCAUUAGCCACAGAUGACAUCUGGCACAUAGUAAGUGAGCAGGGAAUAUUUGAAGAAUGGCUUAGUAGCCCCAUGAGGGUGUACAAGGCUCUUUGCUGACCUCAAGAAUCCCCAGAUUGCUGUGAUUUUUAAUGUACCUUUGUCAGUUUUUCCUGGUCUUUGUUUUCUCCCUCCCUGUCUUGUUGACAGUGUUGUUCUUUGUGUCCUUGCUUCUAUCCUGCUGCUUUAUUUUUACACCUAGUUAAGAACUUAAGGAGUGAAGCACUUGAGGUUUUGAGCUUUUCCUCUCUCUACUUGAUGUGUGUCUUUCAUUCUGAAUUCAUAACUGGGUUGAUGACAGUUUAAAUUGCCAGAAGCUUGACUGCCAGCUAUGUACUGUACUACUGCACUAUCUACAUUAUUGUGCUAGAUAUUACUGUAUCACACAAGUGUAAUUGUAGAAUUCGCAUUCUUUCAUUUAGUAAACAUUUGCCGAGCACAUAUUAUAUGCAAGUCCCUGAGUUAAGAACUGAAUAAACAAAAGAUUUCUAGCUCAAGAGUAGUAUUUUUAUUUGCUAAUUAUAAAUUGCUACCAUGACUGGAGUAUUUAAUUAACAUUAAUAUAGUUAAUUUACUUAAGUUUAUCUGACUUUUUUCUCUAGCUUAAAUGGGCCAAAAUCGACAUUAAUCUUAGGUUUUAAUAUACAUUUUGUUUUUCAUAUUUAAAGAUUAUUUUACCCUAUAUGUGGGCCACUGUGAAUGCAUAAUUGGGAACAGUUUAGAAGAUGGGAAUCCUCAAAGCCUUUUGGAUGAACUUUGGUUUUCUGUGUGACAUAUUAAAAGAGCAUACUUAAGAGACAUGGACUUGACCCUAGCUAACUCUGUGGACUUCAACUUCCCAGUCUGUGACAUGAGAGGCAUUGGACUAGAGAAUCUCUAAGGUGUUUUUCAGCUUUUAAAUAUUAGUGUUCUGUUUCUUCUAGCAUAUAUACAUUUACUUUCUAGUAAAUACCUAGACAAUUACUAGAAAUUUGGUAGAUUUUUCAUGUUGCACUGUGUGUUUUCAGCCAGUCUGCAAACAAUCCAGAAACAAAAUACACUCGAUUUUUUUAUCAUAGCCAUAAUUUUAAUUUUAUUUAUUUUUUCCAAUACUCCUUUUUUCAUUGAGAUAAAAUUACCUACCAUAAAAUGCAUAGAUUUUAAAGGUACCAGUUUUCAUUUUUCACAAAUGCAUACCCAUGUAACUUUCAGCAUAAUCAAGCUAUAGGAUGUUUUUAUCACCCCAGAAAAUCUGCUUGAUCUUUUAAACAGAAAUUUCAGUGUCUAUACUAUUCUACAGGUAAAUUAAGUAGGAACUUCUGUGCUUUAGGAUUUGACUUACUUUAUUCCACAAUAACAUUUUUAUUAACUUCUUGGUGAUUAAUUUUCACAUUGUUAAAACUCCCAGAUUGCACUAUUAAAAAGCCCCCCAGAUUAUGUUCAUGAAAAGAAAAACCACUUUGUUCCAAAUCUGGUUUUCUUUAAUAUACUAUGAUAUUAUUUGGACUAAAACAGAAAAUGAGCCAUCGGACAGUGAAGAUGUUGGAAUUGCUGAGAUUCAUUCUUUCAAGGACUGAAAUUUAUUUUCGUAGUUGCAUCAAAAUCUUCCAAAAAUAUAUACAUUUUCAUGCCUUCUUAAGCAGAUUGCUGUUUGUUGACUCAGUGCCAUGGGACUUAAUGAGUCACACUCAUUGAUUUUUAUACCAUCCUACAUACAUUGAUAUCAUUGCAUAUCAAAUUGUUUUAACUGCUAUUUGAAUGACUUAGGUUUCCCUUAAACUUCUGUGUUUGCUUUUUUGUAUUUUUCUCCCAUUGGUAGAGACUUCUCAUUCUUGCUGGUGUGCUGGCUUUGGACAUCCCUUUUAUCUCCUUUUUAAUGUAUUAACACCUGUUAGAUAUAAACUUAGAAAGUAGUCUCCUGAAUGACUUGCAAAGAUGAUCUGUUGGGGGGAGAUGUUAGAAGUUCUCACCUUUUUAUCUCAUUCUUUUUCAUUUCUAAUUUGUGUAUGUUUUAUAACAUAAUAUCAGGAGAGUAGUACAUGUUUGUAAUGUACAAAUAAUCGGUUUCAGGUGCAAAAUUUUGUUUUACUACUAAAGGUAUAUGACCAAAGAAGACUACUAAGCUAGAAAACUGAGAUAAUUUCUUCACUGUUUUCUGAUUGCUCUUUCAGGAGCUUCUUUUUUGUUUCUUUUUAUGGCAGCCUAAUUUUUCCAUGGAUGAACUUUUCUUUCUUAUCCAAGAAUAUUAUUUCUAGUUCUUCGUUGUUUUCUGCUAUUCCCUGUGAUCUCUGUAUCUUUUAAAUUUCUUUGCUGUUUUAGUUUGUUUGGUCUCUCAUUAUAGGCUUAUCAUAAAGGAUUGAUUAUCCAUAUUUGGCCAUUCUUAUUUGAGUGAGGCCCAAAAAGCUAGUUAGAAGACCUGUAUGGGGCUUGUCCCCUGGUGGGCUUCUCCAGAGAAGGGUUCUCCUGCUGGGAGAUUGAAGCCUGGCAGUUAGGAUGUUAGAGUUAAAUGAGGGAAGGCAGGUGGGGUGGGGUUAAGAAGGGAAACUUCCUUUUAAUCUCCAUGAUUUUAGUCCAACACUUCAUCCCUCUUUUCCGCUUUGCCUUAUGUCUAGACUUCUCCAAAGGCGAAGCUCUUGUCCUGUCAUGAUUUAGGAGGGAUGGUUGCCUGGCUGUGCUGGGUGGGAUUCUGGGGACCUAACUACCUGGCAGACUUCCUAAUGAUCCUCCUCUUUGCAGCUCUCCACACCCUUUCUGAGGUGCUUCAGAUUCCUGAGCCUUCUCAGGGCUCUGUAGGUCAGGUCACUUCAGCUGUGACUCACUGCAGUCACUAAGCGAAGCAGAGGAGAGGUUAACAAAAUAUAUUGUAUUACUGUGUGUCACUAAAGUUUUGAAGGCUGUGGGGCUUUUUGAAUCAUAUGACCUCCUGAAAGUAGUUCACAUUGUUCAGUUUAUUUUUAUAUUAAAACUUGGGACUGCAUUUUUUAUGGUUUUGUUUCAAAAGCCUUUUUCUUCUGGGAAAAGUAUUACCAAACGCCAGUGGAUCAAAAUAUUUAAACAUGCAGUUGCUGGGUGUAUCAUUUCACUUUUGUGGUUUUUUGGCCUCACUCUUUGUGGACCACUAAGGACUUUGCUGCUAUUCGAGCACAGUGAUAUUGUUGUCAUCUCACUGCUCAGUGUUUUGUUCACUAGUUCUGGAGGAGGACCAGCAAAGACAAGAGGGGCUGCUUUUUUCAUUAUUGCUGUGAUCUGCCUAUUGCUUUUUGACAAUGAUGAUCUCAUGGCUAAAAUGGCUGAACACCCUGAAGGACAUCAUGACAGUGCUCUAACUCACAUGCUUUACACAGCCAUUGCCUUCUUAGGUGUGGCAGAUCACAAGGGUGGAGUAUUAUUGCUAGUACUGGCUUUGUGUUGUAAAGUUGGUUUUCAUACAGCUUCUAGAAAACUCUCUAUAGAUGUUGGUGGAACCAAACGUCUUCAAGCUUUAUCCCAUAUUGUUUCUGUGCUUCUCUUAUGCCCAUGGGUCGUUGUUCUUUCUGUGACAACUGAGAGUAAAGUCGAGUCUUGGUUUUCUCUCAUUAUGCCUUUCACAACGGUUGUUUUUUUUGUCAUGAUCCUGGAUUUCUAUGUCGAUUCCAUUUGUUCAGUCAAAAUGGAAGUUUCCAAAUGUGCCCGAUAUGGAUCCUUUCCCAUUUUUAUUAGUGCUCUACUUUUUGGAAAUUUUUGGACGCAUCCAAUAACAGACCAGCUUCGGGCCAUAAACAAAGCAGCACACCAGGAGAGCACAGAACACGUCCUUUCUGGAGGGGUGGUAGUGAGCGCUAUAUUCUUCAUUUUGUCUGCCAACAUCUUAUCAUCUCCUUCUAAGAGAGGACAGAAAGGUACCCUAAUUGGAUAUUCUCCUGAAGGAACACCUCUUUAUAACUUCAUGGGUGAUGCUUUUCAGCAUAGCUCCCAGUCAAUCCCUAGGUUUAUUAAGGAAUCACUAAAACAAAUUCUUGAGGAGAAUGACUCUAGACAGAUCUUUUACUUCUUGUGCUUGAAUCUGCUUUUUACCUUUGUGGAAUUAUUCUAUGGCGUGUUGACCAAUAGUCUGGGUCUGAUCUCAGAUGGAUUUCACAUGCUCUUUGACUGCUCUGCUUUGGUCAUGGGACUUUUUGCAGCCCUGAUGAGUAGAUGGAAAGCAACUCGGAUUUUCUCCUAUGGGUAUGGCCGAAUAGAAAUUCUCUCUGGAUUUAUUAAUGGGCUUUUUCUAGUGGUAAUAGCUUUUUUCGUGUUUAUGGAAUCAGUGGCUAGAUUAAUUGAUCCUCCGGAAUUAGACACACACAUGUUAACACCAGUCUCAGUUGGAGGGCUGAUAGUAAACCUUAUUGGUAUCUGUGCCUUUAGCCAUGCCCAUAACCAUACCCAUGGAGCUUCUCAAGGAAGCUGUCACUCCUCUGAUCACAGCCAUUCACACCAUGUGCAUGGACACAGUGACCAUGGGCACGGUCACAGCCACGGAUCUGCAGGCAGAGGCAUGAAUGCUAACAUGAGGGGUGUAUUUCUACACGUUUUGGCAGACACACUUGGCAGUAUUGGUGUGAUCGUAUCCACCAUUCUUAUAGAGCAGUUUGGAUGGUUCAUUGCUGAUCCCCUCUGUUCUCUUUUUAUCGCUAUAUUAAUAUUUCUCAGUGUUGUCCCACUGAUUAAAGAUGCCUGUCAGGUUCUCCUUCUGAGACUGCCACCAGAAUAUGAAAAAGAACUACAUAUUGCCUUAGAAAAGCUACAGAAAAUUGAAGGAUUAAUAUCAUACCGAGACCCACAUUUUUGGCGUCAUUCUGCCAAUAUUGUGGCAGGAACAAUUCAUAUACAGGUGACAUCUGAUGUGCUGGAACAAAGAAUAGUACAGCAGGUUACAGGAAUACUUAAAGAUGCUGGAGUAAACAACUUAACAAUUCAAGUGGAAAAAGAAGCAUACUUUCAACAUAUGUCUGGCCUAAGUACUGGAUUUCAUGAUGUUCUGGCUAUGACAAAACAAAUGGAGUCCAUGAAAUACUACAAAGAUGGUACUUACAUCAUGUGAGAUAACUUGGGAAUUACCCCUGGGAUAUGAACAAUGAAGAUGAAAUGACCGGGUAUUUAUAAUAUCGCCAGAAGGAAGAAAAUUGCACAUAAUUGUACAGAAACAUUUUGUGGUAUUUGAAAAAAAUUUUAAAGCUCCCUACAGUUGGAUCAAGGAAUCUUUCUUAAAGGAAAUUUAAAUACAGAAUGAAGCGUUAAUUGUACAAGUAAAAUAAUUGUUUAAAUUACGUGUAAAACAGGAAACUUAAAAUUUAAGUGAACGUGAUGUAUCAUAUCAUCUUCAAAAGUGAACAUAUAAUGAUGGAUUCUAGUGAAGACCAAAAUAACUUCUGUGUGUUUACUUUCUGUAAGAAAGCAUCUCCAUUGUAAAUAAUGUAUUUACAUGUUUAUUACAAAGACCCAAAUGAAAAAUUUUUAGUCAAUUUUUUGCAUAGCCCUAGGAUAAAAUAGGAAUAAAAGUUCUAUAUUUAUGGAUUUUCUGUAUAUAAAACUGGUUUCUAAUUAUAACUUAAAUCCAUUAAGUAAAACCUGUAUUGCCACUUUAAAUGUAAACUAAAUUAUUUGGGAGAAACUUCAACCACUGAUAUGAGGCAGCAGUGAGAAUAGUGAAGGAUAACAUGACAGUUUUUGAUGUAUUACAAAAGCCAACCACUCUGUAAAAUAAAUUUUUUUACUUUUGGUAA
Molecule: messenger RNA, 6356 nt
Organism: Aethalodelphis obliquidens (Pacific white-sided dolphin)
Lineage: Eukaryota; Metazoa; Chordata; Mammalia; Artiodactyla; Delphinidae
Gene: SLC30A5
Product: solute carrier family 30 member 5
Exons: 16
Coding region: 3596-5674 (692 amino acids)
Biological process (GO): zinc ion import into Golgi lumen; intracellular zinc ion homeostasis
Cellular component (GO): Golgi apparatus; membrane; cytoplasmic vesicle
Molecular function (GO): zinc ion transmembrane transporter activity
Source: RefSeq, a predicted model, not a curated record